Messenger RNA from Cornus florida, 727 nucleotides. Its product is annotated as large ribosomal subunit protein eL30-like. The record is from RefSeq and is a predicted model, not a curated record. Gene Ontology annotation, cellular component: cytosolic large ribosomal subunit. Gene Ontology annotation, molecular function: RNA binding; structural constituent of ribosome. Lineage: Eukaryota; Viridiplantae; Streptophyta; Magnoliopsida; Cornales; Cornaceae. The transcript has 6 exons. The coding region runs from base 157 to 489 and encodes 110 amino acids.
AAUAAACCCUAAUUUAACUCUCAUUUUCCAAACCCUACCCCCUUCUGUCUCUCUUUAUCUACCCCGCUCUCUCUCUCUUCUUCUUCUUCGGCGCCGCUAGUCAUCGAAACUCUAGGGUUUGCAAUUCAAAGGCUUUGGGUUUUUUGAGGAGCAAAAAUGGUAGCGGCAAAGAAGACGAAGAAGACUCAUGAGAGUAUCAACAGCAAGCUCGCUCUUGUGAUGAAGAGCGGCAAGUAUACUCUCGGCUACAAAACUGUCCUCGAGUCUCUCAGGAACUCCAAAGGGAAGCUGGUAAUAAUUUCAAACAAUUGCCCGCCUCUGCGGAAAUCCGAGAUUGAGUACUAUGCCAUGCUUGCAAAGGUCGGGGUUCACCAUUUCAAUGGAAACAAUGUUGAUCUGGGAACAGCAUGUGGCAAGUAUUUCCGUGUGUCGUGCCUUAGCAUUAUCGAGCAAGGUGAUUCGGAUAUCAUCAGGUCUCUGCAACAGUGAGAGACUAAACUAGUAGACUCAGUCCCUCUGGAUGGUGGUGGUGGUAGGCCAAAUCCUUUCAUUGUAGUCGAAAACCUUGCGUAUCUUUAUAUUAGGACAUGCUGUUCUAAUUGUUAUCUUUUGGAAGAUUUAUCUUAUUUUGGGACUUCUCUAUUUUGAAUUUAAGUAUGAGUUGUUAUAAUACUUAAAUUGGUAAACGCUUAAAGUUCCAUCUUAGAUACCAGAAUAUUUUUCUCUA